AACAAACUGCUCUCUUUUCUCCCCUCCCCAAAGCAGCCAAUUGGAUUUCCCUACCAGUUACUGUAACUUGCCUUCCCUCCAGAAGGAAGCAGUAGCGACUCCGCCAGAGAGAAAGAAGGAGAAAGCAGGGAAUCAUAGAGAAGAGAAGGAAGUCUGAAGGGUUACUCUAGUGUAGGAGUUCGAUAACCGCAGCGUGCUGGGAUUCCUUUUGGAAAGCCUGCAAGAGGCUGUGCUUGAGGCUGAUCCAGAGUUUAGCCAAGAAAACCAGUAUUUCCAGAACCAGAAUGAAAGAUAUGAAAGUGCAGUCCGAAAAACUGUUUACCUCUCACAAAAGAUGGCAAAAAUGGGAUGGAUUGAAGAUAGCCCAGAACAGAACUACUGCUUUAAGUUUCUUAGUGACAAUUUGGCAUUUGGCCUACAUAUAAUCUUUAUGAAGAGCAUUUUGGCUUUAGGCACCGAUGAACAGAUUGACAAAUGGAUUCCUUUAGCAAAAAAGAAUUUCAUCCUAGGGACCUACGCCCAGACUGAAUUGGGACAUGGAUCUAAUCUUCGAGGCUUGGAGACCACGGCCACAUUUGACGUGGCUACUCAGAAGUUUAUCCUAAACACACCAACCCUCUCUGCCAUGAAAUGGUGGCCAGGAGACCUGGGCCGGACUGCAAGUCAUGCUGUGGUUUUUGCUCAACUUUAUCUGAAAGGACGUUGUUAUGGCAUGCAUCCAUUCAUCGUACAAAUCCGCAGUCUCAGGGACCAUUCUCCAUGUCAAGUGAUCCAGAAGCUAAGAUUUUGGACUAUCAGACCCAGCAGCAGAAGUUAUUUCCUCAGCUGGCCACUGCCUAUGCCUUUCACUUUAGUUCUGCCUAUCUGGAGAAGACUUUCGAAAAAUGCUACAACCAGACCAAAGAAGGAAAAUUUGACUUGCUUCCAGAGAAAAAAUGAUUUCUUAAAUCCUGAUAUUUACACAGAUGCCUAUAAGCAUCGAGCUCUCAGGUUUAUAAGAAAUGCAGCGAUGAAGCUUCAGCAGUUGGUUCAGGCAGGAAAAACACAACAUGAAGCCUGGAACCAGUGCACUGUGCAACUAGCAAGAGCUGCAAUGGCUCAUUGCCAUUACAUCGUGAUACAAAAAUUUGCUGAAGAGUUGGGGAAACAUGCAAAAGGAUCUGCUAUCGGGAGGAUUCUCAAAAAUCUCUGUGAUCUCUUUGCACUACAUGGGAUUUUCUCUAAUGCAGGAGAUUUUAUGCAGGAUGCCUAUUUUUCUACAGAGCAAAUUGACAGGGUGACUGAAACUUACCUGGACCUCUUAGCAGUCAUUCGGAGAGAUGCAGUGCCAUUGGUGGAUGCUUUUGACUUUUCUGAUGCACUUUUAAAUUCAGCCCUGGGAAGCUAUGAUGGCCAUGCCUAUCAGAGGCUUUAUGAGUGGGCCAAGAAGUCACCAACCAAUCACCAGGGUGAUCGGGUCUUCAAGACAUACUUAAAGCCACUUUUCCAGAACGCUCUCUCCAAGCUUUGAAGAGGAGUCUGGCAUGGGAAAACUCUUUUCCAAAUUGCCUUCCAAGCAACACUAUGUUUUCCUUAAUAAGCACAUGAAAUGUAAUUGCAGACUGCCUUUAAGCUGGAUAAGCAGCAGACUCAAUUCUCCCAAAGGUGCUUUUUCCAAAAGGCAACUGGACAUUGGGGUGGGGGUGGGGUUCCC
Molecule: messenger RNA, 1693 nt
Organism: Thamnophis sirtalis
Lineage: Eukaryota; Metazoa; Chordata; Lepidosauria; Squamata; Natricidae
Source: RefSeq, a predicted model, not a curated record